Molecule: messenger RNA, 1776 nt
Organism: Galdieria sulphuraria
Lineage: Eukaryota; Rhodophyta; Bangiophyceae; Galdieriales; Galdieriaceae
Product: MFS transporter, SP family, sugar:H+ symporter
Exons: 2
Coding region: 37-1707 (556 amino acids)
Biological process (GO): transmembrane transport
Cellular component (GO): membrane
Molecular function (GO): myo-inositol:proton symporter activity
Source: RefSeq, a predicted model, not a curated record
GACUACGCCAAGAUUUUUGUUUGAAAAUUUACAAAUAUGGAAGUACAACAAGCAACAGAAACAAGUGAGAUUUUUUCGCAUGAACAACCUUCUCAAGAUAAAGACAAGUUCGAUGAAACUGAAGCUCAUAUCAUUGAUGCAGGCGUUUAUUUUGAGGCCGAUGAUGCUAAAUUCAAAGAAGAGUUAGAGCAGUUAGAAAGGGAGUUGAUGCAAAGUGGAAAGAAGCCGUAUUUUGCAGCAAGAUUCUUCAAAGAGCCUAAAAAAUUCAUUUGGUUCUUGGCCUCUUUGGCCAGUAUUGGCGGCUUUCUUUUUGGAGUAGACCAAAGUCUUAUUAGUGGAGCAUCCCUAUAUAUCCCUUCAGAUCUGCAUAUUGAUAGCUCUAGGAUGUCCAUGAUUGUUGGUUUUACACCUUUGGGGGCUAUAUUUGGUGCACUUAUAAUCAUGCCAACAAAUGAUCUCUUCGGAAGAAAAUAUGCUAUUGUCAUUGCUUCUAUACUGUUUACAGUGGGAGCCAUAUUAGAAGCGGAUGCACAUUCCUUUGGAGUAUUGCUACCUGGAAGAAUGAUACUUGGUUCUGCUCUAGGUCUAUUGUCUGGAACAGUUCCCGCUUAUAUUGCUGAAAAUUGUGCUGUUCGAUGGAGAGGUGGAUUAGUAUCUCUAUAUCAAUGCAUGGUUGCCUUUGGCGUUAUGUGUGGUUAUAUUAUUGCCGCUAUUUUUGAUGGAGUUUCUGGAAAUUGGCGUUGGAUGCUUGGAAGCUCCUUGUUAUUCUCAACAAUAUUAUUCUUUGGAAUGUUUACCUUACCCGAGAGUACAAGAUGGCUUAUGAGGAAGGGUCGUAAACUUGAUUCAUUUCUAGUUUGGAAACAUGCGCGAGGCUUUGACACAUACGAAGAACGAAAGGAAUUCUUUGUUAUGGAGAGAGUUGUCCUUUAUGAACUUGAACAAGCAAGAAACCGACUUGUAUUGCUCGAUUUUCUAAGACGGCCUAGAUGUCUUAGAGCCCUCAUUGUUGCAGUUAUUUAUCAACUUGGAGGUCAGCAGAUGUCAGGAGUGAACUCCAUUGAAUACUAUCAAGCCUCUUUGAUGGAAGAAACUGGAUUAACUGCACAGAAGGCAGUUAACUCUAGUCUUAUAGGAGGCGGUGUGAUGUUUUUGUCAACUAUUCCUGCAAUCUAUUUGAUGGAUCGAUUAGGAAGAAGGUCAUUGACGCUGACACUGAUUCCUGGUGUCUGCAUUGGCUUAUUUAUCACAGGUUUUUCUUUCCAAGCCACAGCAUUGGGAGUUCGACUGGGUAUUUAUCUUUGGGGAAUGAUAACUUAUACUAUCUUCUGGUCAUCUGGUCUUGGUCCUGGUCCUUGGGUUUUUGCUUCCGAAGUUUAUCCUACUUAUCUUCGUAGUUAUGGAGUGAGUAUUGCGGCACUUUGUGAUUGGACGGGCACUUUCAUUACAACGUACCCUUUUAAACAAAUGUCUGAAGCGAUGACAUCCACAGGAGUGUUUGCAGGUUUCUACUGUGGUAUCGUCAUUUUAGUCGGCAUACUUUUGUUAUUAUUUAUGCCAGAAACAAAAAAUUUGACGCUGGAAGAGAUAAACGAAGUUUUUGAGAGGCCCGCAAUGGAAACUAUGAAGAUCAAUUGGAGAAGUACCAAGGAAACUUGGCAUCAUUUACUACAUUUCCAAUUCGAUCAGGUCUGGAAGCUCUCUUAAGGAGUACUUUCAAGAUAUUAGCUUUAGUUUUUAGUUGUGUGCUGUCUUAUUAAAUGAUUUGUUGUUUGC